UGUUCUCAUGUAAAUAUAAAUGUAACAAAUAAAAAAUCUUAACACAUGGCAUGGCUUGCAUGGCUCGCACUGGCUCGCCCUUUGGCUCGCAUGGCUCGCUGGCUCGCAGGUUUAUAAAACUCGUGAAAGUCUGCACUCUGGUUAGCCUGAAUAUCACCCAGGUUAGCCUAAAUGACACUCCAUUUAGCCUGUUUACAGUAGCUCUCAAUGAUGGAAAUGGUAACACAUGUCUACAGUCUGCAGUCUGCAUUUUCCCAUCAGUCUUUUUUUAUUUCCAGUCUGCAGUCUGCAGUCCACAGUCUAGGUUUUACACUGACUGAUUAGAGUGCACGUGAGGCCAAGGGUGAGGAAUAGCUCAAAAUGAUGAUUACUCUGAUAUCAAUGGUUCUUGUUGGUGUAUGUAUAAGGUAGAAGAAUUAAAUGUCUAAAGAAUGGUCUUCCUGGUUUUUCAGUGGAGACGUGUUUGUUGGUAGAAAAGGAAAGGACAAGAAUCCACACAACAUGAAUAUGUUUGGACAUUUUAUAGUCAAAGCUGUAUUUUUACAGCUCAUUGAAGACUACAAGAUAGACAGCUCAGACACCAAGAUUCUGUUUGGUGGAGCAUCUUCUGGUGGGCUGGGCAUGUUGGCAAAUAUUGACUUUAUUCAAGAGCUUGUAAAACAUGCUGAGAUUCGAGGAUAUAACGACGGUGGAUGGUUUACUUUGUAUCCUAACUUUGGUGAAACAGCUAACGCAGGGCCGCCAUAUUUCUUUAAAGUAUUAAGCUACAUGUUUCAUGAGUUGUGGGAUGGAUUUGUUGAUGAAUCAUGUCGGGCAAACAUGCCCAAGGCAGAAGCUUGUCUGUAUGGAGAAUUAGUUUUCAAACACCUGUCUGCCCCAGUGUACGUGUUUGUGGCCCAGUGGGACUCGUACCAAUUACAAGAACUUGUCCAUUCCAAAUUUCCCACAAUGAGACUUCCACCGGAACUACCGAGUGAAGCUGAAUACCUGGGCAAGUUUGGGAAGAACACGCACAGGUCGCUGAGACGGGUUAUCAACAGCCAGAAGGAUGGUGUUUUUUCACCCGCCUGUUUCAUGCACGCAUUCUCUAGCGACAAUCUUACUAACACGGACCAGACAUUGAGUUGUGAAAUAGGAGGAAAGACACCGUACAAAGCCUUUUCAGAAUGGUUUAUCAGCAAUGGCACACGUGGGACCUAUGUAGAGGAGCCGCUGGACAAACCAGAAUGCAACCCGUCUUGUUGUUCAAAGCUUUGCUUAAAGUGCCGCAAACCUAAACCCACUGUAGCAUACGAUGAAACCACAGAUAUCAUUAUUGGAAAUAGUGCAGUUCGUUGGCAGCAACCAACUCUCAUAACAUGGGCUUUGGCUUUUUUAGUUUACUUCUUCGUCUUCUGGAAAGACGUAGUUCUUUUGUAAGGCCCCAUUAUAAAGCCUGUU
Orbicella faveolata is the source of this 1440-nucleotide messenger RNA. RefSeq lists its product as uncharacterized. NCBI's taxonomy places the organism in Eukaryota, Metazoa, Cnidaria, Anthozoa, Scleractinia, Merulinidae. The record is from RefSeq and is a predicted model, not a curated record. Gene Ontology annotation, molecular function: hydrolase activity.